Molecule: messenger RNA, 3593 nt
Organism: Brassica napus (rape)
Lineage: Eukaryota; Viridiplantae; Streptophyta; Magnoliopsida; Brassicales; Brassicaceae
Product: phospholipase A1-Ibeta2, chloroplastic-like
Exons: 1
Coding region: 668-2206 (512 amino acids)
Biological process (GO): lipid metabolic process
Molecular function (GO): glycerophospholipase activity
Source: RefSeq, a predicted model, not a curated record
AAUGCUCGAAGGCAUGGAGGUGUUUGUGCUUCAGUGGACAUAACAACCCGAGCUAUAGGGAAAUUGGUGAAGAAUCCCAUCAGCUCUCUCAGGUACAGGGGACCUCAUAAAGUUGGAAGGUCUAGUGAGAAGAUGGUUUGAGAUAUCUACUCUUUAAAACAAUUUAUUCUUUUAUUCUUUACACUCUAGCAUAGUAACCACCUCAUUGUAAAUUCUCCAAUGAUCAAUAAAUUUGAAAUUUCAUUUAAAAAAAAUAUUAAGUACAUUUAUACGUACUGUGGUAUGGUCAUCAGGUACCAUUUGUGGUUUAUAUUUUGUAUCAUUUGCAUGUGCAAAGGAUAAUAGCAAGACUUUUCUUGAAAAUUCACGGAACGUUUAAAGACGUAUAAUGGAAACGGUCCAAAAUAUCCUAGAAAAUAGCCAGCCAAUACUGGUCCUAAAGAAUUUCAAUAUUCCUUAAAACAUAAAGGAUGUAAACAAAUCAAAUAAAAACAAAGUCAAGUCAACAAACGAGAGUCAAAAUAGUAAUAAAAAUCAAAUACAAAUCGAAACAGCUAGCUACCAUCAACAUUUGCAUUUAAAUAGAUGAUCAUAUUCGUUUAGCAUUUCUGCUCUUGUCAACAUAAUAACCUGAGCCCUCUCGCUCUCUCUCUUUCCAUAAUCGCCCAUGCAGAUACUUACGCCUAACACCGACUUAUUCCACCCACAACGUAAACUUUUUACAUGCAGUACCAUAACCUCGACGUUGAUCCCAACGAAGCCACUCUCCGUUUCUACGGCACGGAAAACAAACAGAGAACAUCUCAGAAACCUUGAGAACGUUCUUAAAACCUCCACAACCUCUACAGAUAAUCACGACAAUAACGUAUCUUCUCGUCCAGUUAAGACGACAACGUCAACGUCUACGUUACUAGGAGGUUUGAGUUUGGCGAGAAUCUGGCCUCAUAUGAAAGCCGCCGUUGACGAAAUGUCUCCGAGGAUUCUAAAGCGGCUUCAAAGACUUCUCUCAAAAUCAUCGGAGGAGCGUUCGCCUAAGAAUAAACUCGGGUCUAACUGGCGAGAGCUACACGGGUCCAAUAACUGGGCCGGGUUGCUUGAUCCUCUAGACGAGAAUCUACGGCGAGAGAUUGUCCGUUACGGUGAGUUUGUGCAGGCGUCUUAUCACGCGUUUCACUCGGACCCGGAAGGCUCGCCGAGAGACAUCGCGUUACCAGAUGGUUCAUUUAAAGUGACCAAAAGUCUUUACGCCACGUCAUCGGUUCGUUUACCUAAAUGGAUCGAUGACGUGGCACCUGAUCUUAGGUGGAUGACUAAACCGACUAGCUGGGUUGGGUACGUGGCUGUCUGUGAUGAUCCGAGGGAGAUCCGACGGAUGGGGAGGAGAGAGAUCGUCAUCGCGCUACGAGGAACCGCCACGUUGCUCGAGUGGUCAGAGAAUUUCAGACCGAAUCUGGUUUCCAUGCCUGAGCCAAAACCCGAUCCAUCCGACCCGACCCGGCCUAAAGUUGAAUGCGGGUUCAAUAGCCUCUACACGACGGCUAGCCAACAAGCGCCGAGUCUCGCCGAGUCGCUGGUCGGAGAAAUCAGCCGGCUUGUGGAUCUCUACGCCGGAGAAGAGCUGAGCAUUAGUGUCACCGGACACAGCCUCGGUGCCGCCAUCGCUCUCCUCGCAGCCGGCGAUAUCGCCGAGCGUGUCCCCAACGCGCCUCCGGUGUCGGUUUUCUCGUUCGGCGGGCCUCGUGUAGGGAACAGAGAGUUCGCUGACCGGCUAGUAUCCAAGGGAGUGAAAGUCCUCCGCGUUGUGAACAGCCAGGACGUGGUGACGAAAGUCCCCGGGAUAUUCUCCGACAAAGAUAAUAAUAGCAAGAAGGGGCAGCAGAAUCGUAUAAUGGAGAUGGUGGAGAGGAACAAUCCAUGGGCUUACUCGCACGUGGGAGCUGAGCUGCGCGUGGACAUGAAGAUGUCUCCGUACUUGAAACCUAACGCUGACGUGGCGUGCUGUCAUGACCUGGAGGCGUACUUGCACUUAGUCGACGGGUUUUUGGCUUCGAACUGUCCGUUUCGGGCAAACGCUAAAAGGAGUUUGAGGAAGCUGUUGGAUGAGCAACGGUCUAACGUCAAGGUUUUGUACACUGGAAAGUCUUUGAGACUCAACCGUGAUAGUAUUGUCGAUAAUGGAGAUGUUUUGCCUAGUCCGUCAUCGUGACCUCUGAAUUUCUCUUCCUACUUUAUUUUUAUUUUUUACUUGAACCCGUGUCCGCGCUUCGCGCGGAUUACAUAUUUAAUUAAAGAACAGUUUAAUUAAGAUUGGGAGUUUUGAUGUUUCUGAAAGUGUAAGUUAAGUUUUGUUUCUUUUAUAAUGCGAAGACGUUGGAAGCGGUGAUCAUUUUUUUAUAAACUAAAGUAAGUUUGAAUAAUAAAUUAUGUUGAUGAAUUUAAUAUUCGUAAGAGAAAAUAAUAUUUGAGUGUACUUAUUUAAUUGACGUAGAAAGCUGUAACGUAAAUUUUAAAAAAGUUGACUGGUGUCGUUUGCUAUGAAGUUUAGGAUAGCAAUUUAUUCCUCUUUUGGAAGCGUUGUAUGAUAUCAAUAUCGUUGUCAAAGUAGAAGCGCGAUCCAGGUGUGGUUAUGAGUGAUAGUUUCCCUGAAAAAGUGAAAUAUUUGUAAGCAUUUAGUUUGACAUAAACUUUAUGUUUAGUUUAUUACCUUCAUGUAACCGUAGAAUGAUACUUGGGAUGAUUACGAUUUGGUUUUUUUGGUAGAUAUGGGAUUUAACUCCCUGAAAUUAGACGUCUCUUUGUCCCAUAAAGUUAAACGUACCAGUUUGGAUCUACAAAUAAUUAUUGUAUUAUAUUUCAAAUUUUUAUAUUUUCUAUAUAUCUAGGGUAUUAGGGUCAUUUUGGGCAUUUUUCUACAUGUCAUCUCUACAAUUAAAAAAAUAAACAUGAGACAGAUAAUUUUAUUUAAUGUUGGUAAUAUCUUAUGCAUCAUCUAUAAAAUAAAUAUAUAUUCAUAUAUAACAUUCCAGAUUUAGUAAUAUUAUUAUUUUUAUAUAAUUAUACAAUUUGUAUUACUAAAGCUUUUUAAAAUAUGCAAUUUUUAAACAUCUAAAUAUCUAAUCAUAUGAUAUUUAGUUUCUUAUAUAUCUACAAAAUUUUAAAAAUAUUGUUUAGGCCAAAUGUUUGAUAAUUAUACAAUUUUAUAUCAUUUUUAUUAGUUUUAUACAAUUUGAUAUAAUAUAUAUCAAAUCUAUAUUAAAUUUUAUUAAGAUAAUAAUAAAAUUUAUAACAUUUAAUAAAAAUUAUUUUUAAAUAUAAGUUAGAACAACACUAAGAACCUCAAUUGAAAUAGCAUAAUAGUGGGAUGCGUGAGAAGCUUUGUGAUUCAACAUGCCUCCGGUCACUGUGACGAAAGACUAAACAAAAGCAUGUAAUUUCAUAAAAUAGAAUGAGUUUUUUAGUUUCUUGGUAUCAUAUACCGUAAAUGGAUAUUGGGCUGACUUCAGUAUUAACUGGGAUUCAAAUAAAUUGUUUGGGCUUCAUAAUUGACAUAGAUAUCAGUCCAGUCUCAGAUGAAUAGGUAGAUUGAUUGGCCA